CGGCCCUGCUCCUCCUCCCUCAGUCAGCCUCCUGUCCUCCCCAUUCAUCCACACACACACACAGACAGCAGCUGUUCCGUGCCUCACUAUGACAGCCUAGCCUCACCUCUGUCUCUACUGUGAGCCAUACACACCACACACAUCCCAGGCAACAAACAGUACAGGAGGACCAAGAGCACUACUCUGCCUGAUAAGGAUAAGUCACUCCAGAGAAAAAGGUCUGGGAACAGUGAGAGGACAGAAUGGGGUUGUGGACGACACUGAUCGUGGCUUCGCAACUGAUCUUGAACCUGUGUUCGGAAGUGGGAGCCCAGGGCUCAGUGUAUGAUCUCCUCAAUUCCCCGGACUGUCUGCCAGACCUGCUGCAGGGUGGCUUAGUGGAGCAGGGCGUGAAUGAGGCUUUCAUCCUCACCACCUUCAAGCUGCAGCCCAAGACUGGCACCACAGUGUUCGGCCUGUACAACCCACGGGACAACAGCAAGUACUUUGAGUUCACUGUGCUGGGGAAACUCAACAGAGCCGUGCUGCGUUACUUGAGGAGUGAUCGGAGGAUGAGCUCCGUGACCUUCAACAACAUCCCGCUGGCAGACGGUCAGCGCCACCGCCUCCUUUUCCACCUGAAGGGCAUGCAGCAGGGACCUGGGGGGGUGGAGCUACACCUGGACUGCAGGCUGGUGGAGACGGUCCGGGAUCUCCCCUCCGUGUUUCAGGGUCUGCCUGCAGGCUACGGUGUGGUGGAGCUGAAGAGCAUGCAGGGCAAAGCAGAGGAAGAGCUGGAGGAGCUGAAACUAGUGGUGGGAGACACGUUUGAGAACGUAGCUUCUCUUCAAAACUGCCACCAACAAGGAGACUCAGUGCAGACUCUGGGGGUCAACACAAAGCAGCUGUCCAAUCAAAUGCUUGAUCUCACAAAGGUGAUAAACGAGCUGAAAGAUGUCCUCAUUCAGCAGGUCAAAGAGACAUCUUUUCUCAGAAACACCAUCUCUGAGUGCCAGGCUUGUGGACUGGGUGGAAGCGAAGUCAUGAAGCAGAAGUGUGCCCCUGGCGUUUGUUUCCGCGGUGACAUGUGUAUUGAGACAGAGGACGGGGUUGAGUGUGGACCCUGCCCUGACGGAUACACAGGGGACGGCUUCAGCUGUGAUGAUGUGGACGAGUGUCAAUUUAACCCAUGCUUCCCCGGGGUGAAAUGUGUGAACACGGCUCCAGGGUUCCGCUGUGACGCCUGUCCUCUGGGCUACUCUGGUCUGGCUGUGGAAGGGGUGGGAGUGGUCUACGCACAGACAAACAAACAGGUCUGUGAUGACAUUGACGAGUGCAAAGAACCCAACAAUGGACAGUGCACCGCCAACUCUCUCUGUCACAACUCUGCGGGUUCAUAUGUCUGUGGGGGCUGUAAGACAGGCUACACAGGGGACCAGGUGAAGGGCUGUAAGCCAGAGAGGAGCUGUGGUAACAGUUUGACCAACCCCUGUGAUGUCAACGCCCAGUGUUUCCAAGAAAGAGACGGCUCCAUCACCUGUCAGUGUGGGAUUGGCUGGGCUGGUAAUGGCUACCUAUGUGGAAAGGAUACAGACAUUGAUGGAUACCCUGAUGAGAAACUUAAGUGCAAGGAUAUGCUAUGUAAAAAGGAUAACUGCAUGCGCGUUCCUAACUCUGGCCAAGAGGAUGCUGACAAGGACGGACAAGGAGACGCUUGUGACACCGACGCUGAUGGUGACGGUAUUCUGAAUGAACAGGAUAACUGCUGGCUGAAGCCUAACGUGGACCAGAGGAACAGUGACAAGGACAGCCAUGGUGACGCCUGUGACAACUGUCGCACGGUGGAGAACCCUGAUCAGAGGGACACUGACAGUGAUGGGAAAGGAGACGCCUGCGAUGAUGACAUGGAUGGAGAUGGCUUGAAGAACUUCCUUGACAACUGCCAGCAGGUGGUGAACCGGGACCAGUUGGACCGGGAUGGAGACGGAGUGGGAGAUGCCUGUGACAGCUGCCCUGAUAUCCCUAAUCCUAACCAGUCCGACAUUGACCAUGACCUGGUUGGGGAUUCUUGUGACACAAAUCAAGACAGUGAUGGCGAUGGUCACCAGGACACCAAGGACAACUGUCCCAACGUGAUCAACAGCUCCCAGCUGGACACAGACAAAGACGGCCUGGGGGAUGAGUGUGACGAUGAUGAUGACAACGACAACAUCCCUGACUUCCUGCUACCAGGACCCGACAACUGCAGACUGGUGCCCAACCCCGACCAGCUGGAUGAGAACAGUGAUGGUGUUGGAGAUGUGUGUGAGUCAGACUUUGACCAGGACAAGGUGAUAGACAGGAUAGACAACUGUCCAGAGAACGCUGAGGUCACUCUGACAGACUUCAGAGCCUAUCAGACGGUGGUGCUGGACCCGGAGGGCGAUGCCCAGAUUGACCCCAACUGGGUGGUACUUAAUCAGGGAAUGGAGAUUGUUCAGACUAUGAACAGUGACCCUGGACUUGCUGUGGGUUACACUGCGUUCAGUGGAGUGGACUUUGAGGGGACAUUCCAUGUUAACACGGUGACUGACGAUGACUACGCAGGCUUCAUCUUUGGCUACCAGGACUCCUCCUCCUUCUACGUGGUCAUGUGGAAACAGACUGAGCAGACCUACUGGCAGGCGACACCCUUUAGAGCAGUGGCCGAGCCUGGCAUCCAGCUCAAGGCUGUGAAGUCUAAGUCAGGUCCAGGAGAGCACCUGAGGAACUCCCUGUGGCACACAGGGGACACCAACGACCAGGUGCGUCUGCUGUGGAAGGACCCCAGGAACGUGGGCUGGAAGGACAAGGUAUCCUACCGUUGGUACCUGCAGCACCGACCCCAGGUCGGAUACAUCAGGGCCCGUUUCUAUGAGGGGACAGAGCUGGUGGCUGACUCUGGUGUGACCAUCGACACCACCAUGAGAGGAGGCCGACUGGGCGUGUUCUGUUUCUCUCAGGAAAACAUAAUCUGGUCCAACCUAAAGUACCGUUGCAAUGAUACCAUCCCUGGGGACUUCCAGGAGUUCAGCAUGCAGCAUGGCGUCGUCGACGGUCUCUAAGCAUACAGAGAAAAACUGAAAGAGAGACCGUUUCUCCAGAUGUGUUUGGAAUGUACUGUAUGUGGUGUGUGCGUUUGUACACAGUGGCAAUACUGUAUGUAUGUGGUCUGUUUCCAUGUCUACCCACUUCCCCAACAAAAAUGGAAUCAACUUGUCUUCAUGGGUGUUAUAAUCAGUGUCCUCAGUGGUUUAAAUUAGGACCACUAGAGUAAAAUAAAAUUCACAUUUCACAUUUCAAACUUAAGAUUUUAUUAUUUGAGCUCAUUUUGCAAUAACAUCCACAAACAGAAACAUCAGCCAUUGAUAUAAGCUUCCUUCUCUCUCCCUCUCUCAGAGCUUUGAUUCUCAGUGUGUACCAGCCCCACACAAUGUCAUCACACAAUAUAGACAUGAGAGCAAACACAGGAGAUGAAUCAGACCAUGGGGACUUGGUCAUGCCUGAGCAUAUUCCAUUGUCUUAUACCCUGGUACCAGAUCUGUUUGUGCUGUCUUGUCCUGUUGGAAAGACAGCACAAACAGAUCUGGGACCAGGCCAAUUGUCUUGGCCCUGUGACCUCAAUCCUCCCCAGAGGCCUAGUCUUGACCAAGAGUUUUGUUAUCAGUGAAUAUCCCGGCUCCUUAAAACAACUCUCUAGAGGCCAACAGAAAGCGAUUUGAAAAUGAUUCCCAAAUAAACUCCACUCUUCUGCCUGGUUUAAGUCUUAGACUUAGGUGUUUGUAAGUUUGAAAUGUUGAUUCUUUUAUAAGUAUAAUGCUAUCAACAAAGGAAUUUCAAAUAAAAAAAUGUGAUAAGAGA
This is a messenger RNA of Oncorhynchus kisutch (coho salmon), 3858 nucleotides long. RefSeq names its product thrombospondin-4-B-like. Gene Ontology annotation, cellular component: extracellular region. Lineage: Eukaryota; Metazoa; Chordata; Actinopteri; Salmoniformes; Salmonidae. The record is from RefSeq and is a predicted model, not a curated record. Gene Ontology annotation, molecular function: calcium ion binding. The transcript is spliced from 22 exons. Gene Ontology annotation, biological process: cell adhesion. The coding region runs from base 243 to 3062 and encodes 939 amino acids.